GGCGAUUUUCGCUCCACCACCUACUUCCUUCAGAAUCAUCAUCACCAUCACCAUCACCAAGAAUUGCAAUUGCUGACAACUGCUCUGAGACAAAAUACACCUUCACACUCACCACUUUCACAUAGUCUUCUUUUGCAAUGGCUGAUCGUUACUCUUUUUCAUUGACCACUUUCUCUCCAAGUGGUAAAUUAGUUCAAAUUGAAUAUGCUUUAAACGCUGUGAACCAAGGUGUCAUUGCUUUGGGAAUCAAAGCAACCAACGGUGUUGUAUUAGCCACCGAAAAGAAAUCUAAUUCCUCAUUAAUCAAAUUAGAUUCGUUUUCCAAAAUUGAAUUGUUAACGCCAGAUAUUGGUGUUACCUAUGCUGGUAUGUCUCCAGAUUUCAGAGUCCUUGUUGACAAAUCAAGAAAAUUGGCUCACACAAACUACAAAAGAAUCUUUAACGAGUAUCCUCCUGUUAAAAUUUUGACGUCUGAUAUCGCUAAAACCAUGCAAGAAGCUACUCAAAGUGGUGGUGUAAGACCUUUUGGUGUCUCCCUUUUGGUCGCUGGUUAUGAUGAUUCCAGUAAUACUAUAAAUCCAGACAACGAUAGUAGUGCCAGUAACACUAAAUCCGGUUACAAUUUAUAUCAAGUCGAUCCUUCGGGCUCUUUUUUUGCUUGGAAGGCUACUGCUAUUGGUAAAAAUGCCAAUAGUGCAAAAACAUUUUUAGAGAAAAGAUACAACCCAGAAUUAGAAUUAGAAGAUGCCAUACAUAUUGCUUUGUUGACUCUCAAAGAAUCAAUUGAAGGUGACUUAAAUGGUAAUACAAUCGAAAUUGCAAUAGUUGGUGAAGCAAACGAUAAUCUUUUGGGAUUUAGAGGUAGUUCUGAUGUAUCCGGUCCAAGAUUCAAAAAAUUAUCUCCAAAAGAAAUAGACGAUAGAUUAAGUGAAUUAUAAGAAUUAUCAUGAAUAUCAUAAAUAUCAUAAUUAUAAAUAUUGUGGAAACUAAAUAAUUUAUAAUCAAUAUACAGUUAUAUAUCUUUUCUUUAUUAUUUUGAUGAUUCAUAUUAACCUUUUUUUCUUUUUUCUUUUUUCUUUUUUC
Ascoidea rubescens DSM 1968 is the source of this 1083-nucleotide messenger RNA. It is a transcript of the gene PRE8, whose product is annotated as proteasome core particle subunit alpha 2. Gene Ontology annotation, cellular component: proteasome core complex; proteasome core complex, alpha-subunit complex. The record is from RefSeq and is a predicted model, not a curated record. Gene Ontology annotation, biological process: ubiquitin-dependent protein catabolic process. The coding region runs from base 138 to 938 and encodes 266 amino acids. The transcript is spliced from 2 exons. Lineage: Eukaryota; Fungi; Ascomycota; Saccharomycetes; Ascoideales; Ascoideaceae.